This is a messenger RNA of Episyrphus balteatus (marmalade hoverfly), 4396 nucleotides long. It is a transcript of the gene svr, whose product is annotated as carboxypeptidase D. The transcript is spliced from 15 exons. Gene Ontology annotation, biological process: proteolysis. The record is from RefSeq and is a predicted model, not a curated record. Gene Ontology annotation, molecular function: carbohydrate binding; metallocarboxypeptidase activity; zinc ion binding. The coding region runs from base 73 to 4272 and encodes 1399 amino acids. Lineage: Eukaryota; Metazoa; Arthropoda; Insecta; Diptera; Syrphidae.
UUAGAUGUGACCCAGACUCAAUAUUGUGCAAAAAAAAAACAAAUUCAAGUUGAGUGAUUUCUUUUUGUGAUAAUGAUGUUAUGGGUUCAAUUAUACGCAAUCCUUCUCCUCGUCUUCACCACCCAUUCAUAUGUUAUUAAGAAUGACGAACAAUUUAUCGAAAAUCCAUUUUAUCACUCGCAAGAAAAUCUGGAAGACCUUUUCUCACGCUUGCAGAAAACUUUCCCCGAAUAUGCCAAAGUUCAUACCAUUGGACAUUCGCUAGAAGGAAGGAAUUUAAUGGUUCUGCAAAUAGGAAAGAAUGUACGUCAUCGCAAUCUUCUUACACCAAUGGUUAAAUAUAUCGGCAAUAUGCAUGGUGACGAGGCAGUCAGUAGAGAAAUGUUGAUUUAUCUGGCACAAUAUUUACUCUAUAACUACGAGAAAAGUGAUGAAAUUUCAAAGCUUAUCAAUAGUACUGACAUUUAUAUAAUGCCUACAAUGAACCCAGAUGGAUUUGCCAGAUCUCAGGAAGGAAGUUGUGAUUCACUUCGCAAUUAUGUUGGACGGCACAAUGCUGCUGGCAUGGAUCUAAACAGAGAUUUCCCGGAUCGCCUAGAAGAUGAACGUACAAUUCAAAUAAAAGCAUCUCAAAGACAGCCAGAAACAUCAGCUAUGAUUGAAUGGUUGGUAAACAAUCCAUUUGUUUUGUCUGCGAAUUUUCAUGGAGGUGCUGUAGUGGCUAGUUAUCCGUAUGAUAACUCUUUGAACCAUCACGAAUGCUGUGAAGAAAGUCUUACCCCAGAUGAUUUAGUUUUUAAAACACUUGCUCAUGCGUAUUCGGAUAAUCAUCCAGUUAUGAGGACAGGAAAAGAGUGCAAUGAAACAUUUACCAAUGGUGUUACAAAUGGCGCAUUCUGGUAUGAAUUGAAUGGUGGUAUGCAAGAUUUCAACUAUGCAUUUACCAACUGCUUCGAGCUAACAGUUGAGCUUUCAUGUUGCAAGUACCCUUUGGCAUCAACACUGCCAAAUGAAUGGCAUAAAAACAAGCAAAGCCUUAUAAGUCUCCUAAAGAUGGUACAUAUGGGAGUUAAAGGAUUGGUUAAAGAUAUAAAUGGUUAUCCUAUAAACGAUGCUAAAAUCGUUGUUCAAGGUAUUGAAGACAAAAUGAUUCGCACCACAAAGCGUGGGGAGUACUGGCGACUCCUUACACCUGGAACAUAUAAAAUUCAAGCCGUAGCUUUUGGAUAUGAGGCAAGCCCACUGAUCAAAGUUGAAAUUCUAAACAAAGAAGAACCUGUUCGUGUAGAUUUUAACUUGAAACCUGCGGGUGCACUUAAUGAUGACUCAUUCCGAAAGAUCAAGGUGGAAAGAUCAGAUAAAAACUCACAUGGUUUUUCAACAACAACUAAAUUCGUGCACCACAACUAUACGCAAAUGGAAAAAUUUAUUCGGGAUUUAAGUAGAUCCUAUCCAUCAAUAACAAGAUUAUACACAAUCGGAAAAAGUGUUCAAGGACGAGAUUUGUGGGUAAUGGAAAUUUUCGCAAAGCCCGGAGAGCAUAUCCCUGGUGUUCCAGAAUUCAAAUACGUAGCCAAUAUGCAUGGGAAUGAAGUGGUUGGACGAGAAAUGCUACUUUAUCUUGCUAAAUAUUUGUGUGAGCAUUAUUUGCAAGAUGAAAGAAUAACAAAAAUUGUAAAUAGUACCCGUUUACAUUUUCUGUUCAGUAUGAAUCCGGAUGGCUACGAAAUAGCCAAAGCAGGUGAUAAGAUAAGCGCUGUUGGCCGAGCGAAUAUUCAUGAUGUCGACUUAAAUAGAAACUUUCCUGAUCAGUAUGGUACUGAUACUUUUAAUCAAAAACAGGAGCCAGAAGUAAAAGCGGUCAUGAAUUGGACACUUUCAUUACCAUUUGUAUUAUCGGCAAAUCUUCAUGGCGGCUCUCUCGUUGCUAACUAUCCAUUCGAUGAUAAUUCUUAUGAUUUUCAAGAUCAAAUCAAUAAAUUAAGGAUUGGAAUGGCAGGCCGAAAGGCAAAUCCCACCGAUGACAACAAGCUGUUUCAACAUUUGGCUAAAGUUUAUUCCCAUGCACAUCCAACAAUGCACUUGGGCAAACCAUGUCCACUUUUUAAAAGUGAAAUUUUUCCAGAUGGCAUUACAAAUGGCGCCCAAUGGUAUAGCGUGACCGGAGGAAUGCAGGAUUGGAAUUAUGUUCACGCUGGUGUGCUUGAAAUAACUCUCGAAUUGGGUUGUGACAAAUUUCCAAUGGAAUCAGAACUACCAAAGUAUUGGGAAGACAAUCGAGAACCACUACUUCAGUUUAUCGAACAAGUUCAAUGUGCAGUGCAUGGGUAUAUACGAAGUUCAAUAGGUACUCCAAUUUCAGGAGCUAUAAUAUCACUUGAUAAUGCAAGUCACACUUCAUACAGUGCGUUACAAGGUGACUAUUGGAAGUUGGUCACGCGAGGAAAACACAACUUUACUAUCAUAGCUGAUGGUUUUGAAAUACACCACCAAGAAUUUAAUAUUCCGGAUGAUGGACCCUGUGGAUUACAGCUUGAUAUAGCUCUGAUGCGAGAUGACCCUCAACAUUGGGCUUCAGCUCAUGAUUUUAGAAUCAUAGAAAAUGUUGUUCACACUCGGUAUCAUACCAAUCGAGAAAUAAAAAGACAAAUGGCAGAGUUAGAAAGCAAAAAUGUUGGCAUUGUAAGCGUGGAGCAUUCCGAGUAUGAUUUUCAAUCCCUUAAAAUUAGCAAUGAGAUCGGUUCACCAGAAGAAACAAAAUAUAAGAUCCUUAUUAUAAGUUCUUUAUUCGAUGCAACUUCACCUAUGGGCAGAGAAAUGGUGUUAAAUUUGGGAAGACAUUUAGUUGAAGGAUUUCGCAUCCAAGAACCACCGAUUUUAAAGAUCUUAAAUAACAGCGUUGUUCAUUUACUGCCAAUUAUGGAAAAUUUCGAAGAAACUUUUACUAUUUUUCAAAACAACAAAACUGUAUGCGACCCUGUCAUAGGUCAUGAACUAGCAGAGAGAAUUCUCGACCCAGAAUCAGAAAAACGAAGGGAUGCAUUCCUUCAAAUGCUAGCAAGAGAGCAAUUUGAUUUAAUUUUGUCCUUUACGGCAGGAAAUUAUGAGUUAAUGUACCCACAACAGCCGCUGUAUGAAAACGUUGCAAGAGUGAUAGAAAAAACGGAAAUACCUUACUUGCGACCAGAAUGCCCGUUAACAUCAACACGUACAGCUCAAGAAGAAUACACCCAACGAAUAACGAAUCUUUUCUAUAAAAUGUAUAAUGUACCAUUAUUAAGUCUUGGCAUUUCAUGCUGUCGAAUGCCCACCCAAGAUCAACUGGCAUCUGUGUGGAGGGAAAAUAUUGAGAGAAUAAUGAAUUUUAUGCAUUUAAUUGAUGUUGGUAUAAAAGCACGUGUUCAAUCAGAGAGAGGUGAACCUUUGCGUAAUGCCUUCGUUAAAAUAAAAGAAUCUGACAAAAUCUAUAACGUUAGCAAAAACCUUGCUCAAAUUAAGAUAAUACUUGCUCCAAGUGAAUAUGAUCUAGAAAUCUAUUGCGAGGGCUAUGACACAAAAACGCUUCGUGUGAACGUUGUUAAAGAUCAGUUAGUUGACCUUGAGGUAGUAUCACUAAGCCCAAAUAACAUGGUUGGAGGCAAAGCCGAAGUGAGUGAACUAAAUAUGGACAGACUCGGUAGCAUUUCCGGAUUUGUGUUGGAUUUAGACAAUCGCCCAAUAAAGCAUGCCAAAAUUUAUACAAAAAUUAACAAUAAAGCAUCAUAUACAAAUUUCACUAACAGCGAAGGAGAGUACAGUCUGCGCAACGUUCCAUUAGGUAGUUUUAAAGUUGAUGUUGUGGCGCCUGGCCAUUUCUCUUAUUCACAAAUCGUACCAGUAAGGGAGAAAAAUAACAUCACAGUUUUCCGUUUGAAAAAAGAUGAACGCGUUAUGGGUAUACCACGCUUAAUAUUUGUCUCAAUAGCUGGAUUGGUGCUGAUAUUUGCCGUGAUCGCUUGUUCGUUUCUAAUUCAAUGCAUGCAUUCGAGAAAGAAUCGUGUUAAAAGGUACUACAAUUUCUCACUUCUUCCGCAAAACGCGAAGGAACUAUUUGAAGAUGACGACGACGCUGAAACUGAACUCUUCCGCUCUCCAGUGAAAAAAAAUAUGACUUUGAAACCAUAUUAUGAUGAAGAUUUGCCAGUUUUUAAUAGCGAUGAUGAAGAAAACAGCUGUGAAGACGAAGAGGAUAUUGUAAUACUGAACCAAAAUAGCAAGAAUUUUGAAAGAUGAUUAAAUUUCUUAUUAAUUAUUUCACUGAGUGCACAAUAAUUUGUUGAUCUUAUUUUAAAAUGUUAAGUCUUAAAUUAAAAUAAUCUCAUUUAUCUAUACAAUAAAAUAAUUUAUACAUAAUUUG